Messenger RNA from Callithrix jacchus (white-tufted-ear marmoset), 10201 nucleotides. RefSeq lists its product as uncharacterized. Lineage: Eukaryota; Metazoa; Chordata; Mammalia; Primates; Cebidae. Gene Ontology annotation, molecular function: DNA-binding transcription factor activity, RNA polymerase II-specific; RNA polymerase II transcription regulatory region sequence-specific DNA binding. Gene Ontology annotation, biological process: regulation of transcription by RNA polymerase II; embryo development. The record is from RefSeq and is a predicted model, not a curated record. Gene Ontology annotation, cellular component: nucleus.
GGCACGCAGGUGGAGUGGACAGGGCGGCUUCCGGGAUGUGGCGGGGCCUUUGUCUCUUGCUGCAGCCGGAGUUCCUGGUCUUGUCUUCACUUCUAUGUGUCUCUGUUCCUAGAGGCCCAGCUAAGAUGCCAGGUCUCCUAGAAGCCUAGAAAUGGAACCAUUGAAAUUUAGGGACUUGGUCAUAGAAUUCUCUCUGGAGGAGUGGCAAUGCCUGGACUCUGCCCAGCGGAAUUUAUAUAGGAAUGUGAUGUUAGAGAACUACAGAAACCUGGUCUUCCUGGGUAUUGCUGUCUCUAAGCCAGACCUGAUCACUUGGCUGGAGCAAGAAAAAGAGGCUUGGACUAUAGAGAGACAUGAGAUGGUGGCCAAACCCCCAGACUUUUCACCAGAGCAGAAUAUAAAAGAUUCUUUUCAAAAAGUGACACUGAAAAGAUAUGGAAAAUGUGGACAUGAGAAUUUACAGUUAAGAAAAUAUGGGAAAAGUGUGGAUGAGUGCAAAGUGCAAACAGGAGGUUAUAAUGGACUUAAUAAAUGUUUGCCAACUACCCAGAGCAGAAUAUUUCAAUGUGAUGAAUACAUGAGAAUCAUUCAUAACUUUUCCAAUCUAAGUGGACAUAAGAUAAGAUAUACUGGAAAAAAAACUUUUAAAUUUAAAGAAUUUGGCAAAUCAUUUUGCAUUUCUUCAAACCUAACUCAACAUAAAAUAAUUCAUUUGAGAGUAAAUUUCUACAAAUGUGAAGACUGUGGAAAAGUUUUUAAUGGAUCCUCAAUCUUUACUAAACAUAAAAGAAUUUAUUUUGAAGAGAAACCCCACAAAUGUGAAAAAUGUGGCAAAGUCUUUAAUCAGUUCUCAAUCCUUACUGCACAUAAGAGAAUUCAUACCAGAGAGAAAGUCAACAAACAUAAGGAAUGUGGCAAAAAUUUCAACCAGUCCUCACACCUUCCUAGACAUAAGAUAAUUCAUCCUGGAGAGAAAUCCUACAAAUGCGGAGAAUGUGGCAAAGCCUUUAGUCAGUCCUCACACCUUACUACACAUCAGACAAUUCAUACUGGAGAGAAACCAUACAAAUGUGAAGAAUGUGGCAAAGCCUUUAGGCAGUCCUCAAAUCUUACUACACAUAAAAGAAUUCAUACUGGAGAGAAACCCUACAAAUGUGAAGAAUGUGGCAAAGCCUUUAACCAGUCCUCAACUCUUACUACACAUAAAAGAAUUCAUACUGGAGAGAAACCCUACAAAUGUGAGGAAUGUGGCAAAGCUUUUUACCGAUCCUCUAAACUUACUGAACAUAAGAAAAUUCAUACUGGAGGGAUACCCUAUAAAUGUGAGGAAUGUGGCAAAGCUUUUAACCGAUCCUACUCUCUUACUGAACAUAAGAAAAUUCAUACUGAAGAGAAACUCUUCAAAUGUGAAGAGUGUGGCAAAGCUUUUAAAUACUCCUCAGCCCUUACCAAGCAUAAAAGAAUUCAUACUGGUGAGAAACCCUAUAAAUGUGAAGAAUGUGGAAAAGCUUUUAACCAAUCCUCAAACCUUACUGAACAUAAGAACAUUCAUACUGGAAAGAAACCCUACAAAUGUGAGGAAUGUGGCAAAGCUUUUAUCCGAUCCUCAAAUUUUACUGAACAUAAGAAAAUUCAUACUGGAGAGAUACCCUACACAUGUGAAGAAUGUGGCAAAGCUUAUAAAUACUCUUCAUCCCUUACUAUACAUAAGAGAAUUCAUACUGGAGAGAAACUCUACAAAUGUGAAGAAUGUGGCAAAGAUUUUAACAAGUCUUCACACCUUACUAGACAUAAGAGCAUUCAUAGUGAAGAGAAACUCUACCAAUGUGAAAAAUGUGGCAAAGCGUUUAAACAAUCCUCAGUUCUUACUGAACAUAAGAAUAUUCAUACUGAAGAGAAACCACACAAAUGUGAAGAAUGUGGCAAAGCCUUUAACCGGUCCUCAAAUCUUACUACACAUAAAAGAAUUCAUACUGGAGAGAAACCCUACAAAUGUGAAGAAUGUGGCAAAGUUUUUAUACAACGCUCAAAACUUACUGCGCAUAAGACCAUUCAUACUGGAGAGAAACCCUACAAAUGUGAAGAAUGUGGCAAAGCUUUUAACCAGUCCUCAAACCUUAUUAAACAUAAGAGAAUUCAUACCAGAGAGAAAUCCUACUAAAAUGAACUAACCUGACUCCAUCCUAGAAAUAAGCCUGACAAGCUCCAGCUUAGCUUCUCCCUCCCUGCCACAGCCCUCACAGGUGCAGUACUGAGUCAUGCUGUGCUCAGAGCCUUGAAAUGUUGAGGUUUGGGUCAUGCUGUUCUCAAUACCUGUAACCAAUGUAACCACAUCCUGCUUGGCAAGUCUAUCUGCUGUUGUGAAUACCCCUCUUGGUGAUUGAUUGUAUGGAAAGUCCUCCCUGGUAGCCUCCUUGAUGAUUAUAUGGAAAUGCUCUUAGUAACCAGCAACUAUGGGAACCUCCUGCCUCCUGGUUCCCAGCCUCUUCCUACUAACUUGCUUGUUCUGCUUCUGUAAAAUUCUGCUUCAGCUAGGCUCCCCCUCCCGUAUCCUAAGCUAGGUAUGCAAAGAAAUCAAGCCCCUUCCUCAGGGCAGAGAAAUUUUUAAGUGUCAGCCACCUCUCAGUUGCCGGCAAAAAAAAGACUCUCAAUCAGAACUCAGAGAGUAGCGCUUUCUCUAACUCGCUUGGUUACAACAUUUGGCGAGAUAUUGCCACCAGGUGUGGGCUGGACUCACUCUGAGGUCCCCCAGAUGCAGUGGUGAAGUAUAGGGGAGGCAUCCCUUGAGACGUUCCAGAGCCCCAUAGGUCACCAUCCUCGAGAGGAGAUUGGAUCGACCACUGACUCACCCCUCUAACUUCUUUUCUGAGUCCUCUGUCCUCGUCCACGGAGAAGGUAAGUUAGGCCUGGCUCUGUGUUUGGACCAGGGAGGGGCAUUGGCCCUGACGAGGUCCACCUUUCAGGAUUCUGUCAACGCUCCGGGAUGCUGGAGGACAGAGUUUCAGUUCUUUGAGAAAUUUCUGAGGGAAAUGAAAUUUCUCUGGGAUCCUGACUGGUUUAAAAAAAGUGCAAAAUUCAUAACUUCUGAGUGCAUGUGUGUGUGCAUGUGUGAGUGCGUGGGGACCUUAGAGGCUUGCAUCUAAGAAUCCAGUUUAUGGCUCCAUGGUGAAAGCUACAGAGUCCAAGUGAACCCUAACCUGCGGUUCCAUGGUGACCUCAUACAGCUUAAAGGCAGCAUCGGGCUAGGCCUGAUCCAAGUCAGGGGUUUAUAUCGACUUGUUUAUGCCAAGAGGAGCCUAAGUUCCCACAAAGGGUGCAGCCAGGCAGGCAUCUGAGUAAUCCCAGUACAGGACCCCCUUUCCCUUGUUUGUCCUUGAUAAACUGCCGUAAUAAUUUACCUACCUCACUUUCAGUUUUCCUGUUUUGUUCCUAAAAUCUGGAUUUAUAUGUCUCGUGUCUGUUGUACUGUUUGUGUCUAGCAUUUGAAUUUGUAUGUCCCGUCAUCCUUAUUGCCCAAGAAGAUUGGGUGACAACUCCUUCAAGGUCCUUAGUGCAGACUUCCUGUCUCAGGAAGUUAAAUCCCUCAUUAGCCAUUUGGGCUGACCGUCUCAGUCCUGUCUUUUCUGUCAAAAACAGCUCAGGUGUUCUUAGGGGGAAAAUUGUGCUAAACAUCCACCAGUCUGGAAUUUCUGGCACAUAGAGGUUGUCGGUGCCUAGCUUGUCACACCCCCAUGCCCCAGUGACUGGUCUGACCCCUCCUUGGCUGAGCCUGACUUCUCCUUUGCUCCAACUUUCAGCUCCCUCUCUUCCUUCUGUUCUGUCCCCUUCAGAGGAGGAGGAAUACUCUAUUCUUCCCUUGCCUCUACCCUAUAAUCUUCCGGCUCUCCUGGGCUCCCCCUCUACCUCCUCGUCUCUUGUGGUCUCCACCUAUUGCCUCUUAACUGCAGCCUCAGCCAGAGGAGGCUGCCCUACGCCUCCCCUUAAGGGAGGCACCAUCCCCACGAGGUAGUGAGUGAGCUGUCCCAUUUUUGGUCUAUGUUCAUUUUUCUGCUUCUGACCUAUACAACUGGAAGUCUCAAAAACCCACCUUUCUCUGAGAAACCUCAGGUCCUGACCUCACUGGCUGAGUCCAUACUCCUGACUCACUGGCCCAACUGGGAUGAUUGUCAACAGCUUCUCCUGACCCUUCUUACAUCUGAGGAAAGGGACUGUAUUUGAAGGGAGGCCAGAAAGAUUUUCCUUGGUUCAGCCAGUAUGCCAGAGGAGGGAGCCCGAGAUCUCCUAAAUGAAGUUUUUCCUUCUACUUGGCCUGACUGGGACCCAAAUGCCUCGGGUGGGUGUAGAGCUUUGGACGAUUUCCACCAGUGUCUCCUUGUGGGUAUUGAAGGAGCCACUUGAAAACCCAUGAAUCUGUGUAAGACAACUGAAGUUGUCCAGGGGCCCGAUGAGUCACCUGGAGUGUUUUUGAAAUGCCUCCAGGAGACCUAUCGAAUUUACACUCCAUUUUAUCAAGUGGCUCCUGAAAAUAGCCAUGCUAUUAAUUUGGCAUUUGUGGCCCAGGCAGCUUCUGAUAUUCGGAGAAAGUUACAAAAACUUGAGGGACUCAUUAGAAUGAACAUUUCCCAACUCCUGCAAAUAAAUCAAAAGGUUUUUGACAAUCGAGACCAAGAAAAAACUGGCUACUCUGGCAGCUGAAAAGGUAGCUGUCAGAGUAUCAAAAACGCAGGCAAAAGUCAUAGUUCCCACAAUCCAGAAAACUAAACAAGACAAUCCUAAACAGAAAAGUAAUACUGGGGAAAACCUGCAAGCCCAGCAACUUGGGAGGCUGCAGCAGGACAAUCGCUUGAACCAAGGAGGCAGAUCUUGCAAUAAGCCAAGAUUGCACAGUUGCACUCCAGCCUGUGUGACAAGCGGGAAACACUAUGUCAUAAAGAAAGGCGGGGCGGGAGGGGAGUCAUCCAGCACCUCGUCUUUUAGAAUUGUAUGCACUGAUGUGUCUGAUUUGUUCUCUUUUUCUUUUUUUUAAGGGAGGAAGGCAGGAAGGGAGGGAAGGAGGAUGGUAGGGAGGAAGGAAGGAAGAAAGCGGGGAGGGAGGGAAAGAAGGGAAGGAAGGAAAUCAAGCAAUGAGAGAGACAUUGCAGGCCUGGAUCUAGAGGUUUACAAGUUGAUUUCCUUUUUUGAGAGAAGGAAAGAAAAAAAAAUGAGUAAAGGAGAGGGAGAAAGAGGAGAGUGAACGGAAAUAUUGCUUUAUUCUGAAAAAAAUUGGGUAUUAAUAAUGGCCAAUCAAUGUUUUAUUUAAACUUAUGAGUAGGUGUGAUGUGGAAUUGACAAGAAUGUAUAUUUUGUGUAUUUGAAGUGGAGAGCUCUAUGAAUAUUUAUUAAGUUUACUUGUUCCGGAUCUGUGUUCGAGUCCUUGAUAUCCUUAUUAAUUUUCUUUCUCAUUGAGUCUAAGUCUCUAUGUAUCUGGGUGCUGGGAUCGUUAGCUCUUGUUGUUGCAUUGAUCCUUUUACCACUAUAUCUUUGUUGCUUUAAAAUCUAUUUUAUCAGAAACAAGAAUUACAACUCCUGCUAUUUAUUUAUUUAUUUAUUUAUUUAUUUAUUUAUUUAUGCUCUCCAUUUGGUUGGUAAAUCUUUCUCCAUCCCUUUGUUUUGAGUCUUUGUGUCUCCUUGCCUGUGAAACGGGUCUGGAUGUAACAUGCCGUUGGGUUUUGGCUGUGUCUUUUGAUUGCAGGAUUUAGUCAAUUUAAAUUUAGGGUUACUGCCAUUUGAUGUUAACUGGCUGUUUUAUCCAUUCGUUGGUGUAAAUUCUUUUUUAUGUUGGUGCUCUUUACUUUCUGGUUUAUUUUUAGAAAAGCUAAUACUGGUUGUUUCUUUCUGUGUGUAAUGCUUCUUUCAGAAGCUCUUGUAAAGCAGGCCUGGUGGUAAUAAAAUCCCUGAGUUCUUGCUUGUUCAUAAAAGAUUUUAUUUUUCCUUCAGUUGUGAAGCUUAGCUUGGCUGGAUAUGAAAUUCUGGGCUGAAAAUUCUGUUCUUUGAGGAUGUUGAAUAUUGGCCCCCACUCUCUUCUGGCUUAUAGAGUUUCUGCUGAGAGAUCUGCUGUAAGUCUGAUAGGCUUGCCUUUGUGGGUAACCUGACCUUUCUCUCUGGCUGCCCUUAGUAUUUUCUCCUUUGUUUCAACCCUGGUGAAUCUAACGAUUAUGUACCUUGGGGUUGCUCUUCUUGAGGAAUAUCUUUGUGGUGUUCUCUAUAUUACCUGGGGUUGAAUGUUGACCUGCUUUGCAAGUUUAGGAAAAUUUUUCUGAAUGAUAUCCUGAAGGGUAUUUUCCAGCUUGGAUUCAUUCUCUCCGUCGCAUUCAGGUACACCUAUCGAACGUAAAUUUGGUCUUUUCACAUAGUCCCACAUUUCUUGGAGACUUUGCUCAUUCCUAUUUAUCCUUCUUUCUCUAAUCUUUUCUUCACUUUUUAUUUCAUUAAGUUGGACUUUGACCUCUGAUAUCCCUUCUUCUGCUUGAACAAUUUGAGUGUUAAAACCUGUGCAGACUUCUCGGAGUUCCUGUAUUGUAUUCUUCAGUUCCAUUAAUUCACUCAUUCUCCUCUCUAAGUUGUCUGUUCUCAAUAGGAUUUCAUCAAACCUGUUUUCAAAGUUCCUAGUUUCUUUACCUUGGGCUACGACAUGUUCUUUUAACUCACCAAAGUUUCUUAUUAUCCAUUCCCUGAAGCAUGAUUCUAUCAUCGGGAUGCGCUCGUUCUUCAUCAAGCCUUGUUCCAUUGUCGAUGUGGAACUGUGAUCAUCUUUAGGGGGAGAGGCGUUCUGACUUUGAGUAUUCUCAGCUUUUUUAUGCUGGUUUUUUCCCAUUAUUGUAAAUUUAUCUUUCUGUCGUCUUUGAAAUUACCAACUUUCAGAUUAGGUCUCUUGAGUGGAUGUCCAAGUUGUUAGUUCCCAAGGCCAGAGCAGCGGCGUUAAGAUUGAUGUUGCUUUUCUGUUCAGGAUUCUCCUGUCUGGCUUUCUUCUUGUGUUCAUAAUAGGUGACUCUGCCUUCCCGGGGCUUCAUACCUUUGUCAGAAGGGGAACCAGUCUCGUUUACUCUGCACCGAGAGCUGCCGCAUUGAGGUGCCGUCACAGCCGCUGCGCCGGCCUCAGGAGUUGUACUGGGGAGCCAUGUGGGUCCUUCAAACCUUGGGUUAGAAAAGGAGCCAGCCCUGUUUACUCUUCUCCGAGAGCUCCCGCGCUGAGGUGCUGGUGAAACCGCUGCACCAGGCGCAGGAGUCACGCUGGCUACCCGUGUGACUCCUGCACUGGGAAUCUUUUGCUCCAUGAGCGACCAGAAUUUUGUCUGAAAGUGUGGUGUUCUCUAGUUCUCCGCGCCUUCACUGAGAGCUGCAAUCCUGAGAUGUUAGCAAUUGGCCAUCUUGGAUCGUUCUGGCUUCUUUUUCUUUUUUUCAAAUGAGGUGGGUUUUCACCAGAAUGGCCAAGCUGACCUUGAACUCAUGACCUCAGCCUCCCAAAGUGCUAGGAUUGCUGGCGUGAGUCACAGCGCCCGGCCCAGUCUCUGAUUUUUUUUUUAACAAUAAAGUCAGCUGGUUGGGCAUGGUGGCUUAUGUUAGCCUGUCAUUGAAGCACUUUGAAGACCAAGGUGGGUGGAUCUCUCGAGGUUGCGGGUUCAAGAUGGGCCUGACCAACAGGGUAAAACCCCGUCUCUAUUAAAAUACAAAAAAUUAGCCGGGCGUGGUGGCUCGUGCCUGUAGUCCCAGCUACUUGGGAGGUUGAGGCAGGGGAAUUGCAAGAACCCAGGAGGCAGAGGUUGCAGUGAGCCAAGAUUGUACCACUGCACUCCAGCCUGGAGACACAGCAAGAGUUUGUCUCAAAAAAAUAAAUAAAUGAAAUAACUGGGCGUGGUGGCUCAUGCCUGUAAUCCCAGCUACUCUAGAAGUUGAGGCAGGAGAAUCGCUUAAACCUGGAAAGUGGAGGUUGAGGGGAAAGGAGAUCAGGCCAUUGCACCUGGGCAACAAGAAUGAAACUUUGUUUCAAAAAAAAAAAGUAUUUUUGCCCUAUGUCCAUCAGAAAUAGUGUGUAGUUUUGUUUUGUGCUAUGUUCUUUCCUGGUUUUUGUAUUAGAUUGAUAAUAGGCUUCGUGGAAUGAUUUAGGAAAGAUACCCUAAUUUUCUGUUUUUGAGAUAGUUUCACUUGGAUUGGUACUAAUUUUUCCUCGAAUGCCUCAUAGAAUUCAGCUGUGAAUCCAUCUGGUCCUGGACUUUUUUUUUUUUUUUUUUGCAAUGUUUUUAUUACUGUUUCAGUCUCACAACUUUUUAUUGGUCUAUGCAGAAUUUCUAUUUCUUUCUGGUUUAAUCAAAGAAGUUUGUGCAUUUCCAAGAAUUUAUCCAUCUCCUCUAGGUUUUCUAGUUGGUGCAUGUAAAAGUGUUCAUAGUUGGCCGGGCGCGGUGGCUCAAGCCUGUAAUCCCAGCACAUGGGGAGGCCGAGGCGGGUGGAUCACGAGGUCAAGAGAUUGAGACCAUCCUGCUCAACAUGGUGAAACCCCGUCUCUACUAAAAAAAUAUAUAUAUAUACAAAAAAUUAGCUGGGCAUAGUGGCGUGUGCCUGUAAUCUCAGCUACUCCGGAGGCUGAGGCAGGAGAAUUUUCUUAACCUAGGAGGCAGAGGUUGUGGUGAGCUGAGAUUGUGCCAUUGCACUCCAGCCAGGGUAACAAGAGUUAAACUCCGUCUCAAAAAAAAAAAAAAAGUGUUCAUAGUAGCAGUGAAUGAUCUUUUGUAUUUCUGUAGUACUGUUUUGUUUCUAAUCGAGCUUAUUUAGGUCUUCUCUUUUCUUGGUUAAUCUCACUAAUGAUCUAUCAAUUUUGGUUUUCUUUUUAAAAAACCAGCUUUCUGUUUCAUUCGUCUUUUGUGUUAUUUAAAUUUUCAAUAAUAUUACUUAUUCUCUGAUUAUUCUUUUUUUUUUCUUCCUAUUGCUUUAAGCAAAAUUAUUAUUGUUAUAUAUUUUUUCUUUUGUUGGGUUGGGGUUUGGUUUGUUCUUGUUUCUCUAGUUCUCUGAGGUGUGAGGUUAAAUUUGAUUUUUUCUUUUUUUUGAGACGGUGUCUUUCUCUGUUGUCCAGGCUAGAGUGAGUGAUAUGAUCUCAGCUCAUUGUAAACUCCAGCUCCCAGUUUCUUUAAUUAAUUAAUUUAUUUUUUUCCUCCCAGUAUCAAGCAAUUCUCUGCCUCACCCUCCCGAGUACCUGGGAUUACAGGUGCUCACCACCACGCCCAGCUAAUUUUUGUAUUUUUAGUAGAGACAGGGUUUCACCAUCUUGGCCAGGCUGGUGUUGAACUCCUGACCUUGUGAUUCACCUGCCUCAGCUUCCCAAGGUGCUGGAAUUACAGGCAUGGGACACUGCACCUGGCCUAGAUUUUCUAUUUGUGCCUCUUCAGACUUUUUGCUGUAGGUAUUUAAUGCUGUAUUCCAGAGGUUUUGAUAGGUUGUCACUACUGUUAGGGACGAGCUGUGCUGCCUCAGAAAACCCCCGUCUUGCAGGCUGACCCCUCCCCCCCUUAAUUGCUCCACAGCUGCAUUCCUGACUUUCUAUCUAGGCGCCACACCAAGACUACCAAAUAUGUGGCAAUUAAGCAAAGCCUGGUUAUAGCCACCCAGGCAGCUCGAGGUGUGGGGAGCACUCCCGUGUGAGACCCCUAGUAAAUUGGGUCUCACCUUGUGGUGAGUUGGAGCCCAGACACAGAGUCUCCAGUUGGAGGAAGUCGAGCUGAGAAAAGCAGGAACUAAAAGAGGUUUUGGGUUAAAGAUAAACUACUGCGGACAAUUACUAGAUGGCCAUGCAGUCUUGAAGUGCACCAUGACCUAAUGGUUAGUAGUCAUGUGUAGCAGUAUGUUCAUUUUCACAAGCAUAUUCUUCUUUGUUCUGUCAAGACAGUAGUGAUUGACUGUCAUAGCUUAAGAGAACCUUCUGUGUAGCAAGACAAUUGUUCUGAACUUUUAUUAAAUAGAUAACAAGACCCACCUGCUGGGUUUUAUUGUGUAUCUGAUCUUUCUACUGUAACCACCUGAUUUAUGUUGUAACCUGUAAUUUCACUGUAAAACUUUCUGUUCCCCUUGAUCUCAUGGAACAAUGUAUUGAACUGACAUAAGCGAAGUUUCAAGAAUGUAUAAAAACUGACCGUGAGCUGAAUAAAGCCAUUUGCGAAGCAAAGACUUCUCAAUC